AUGAGUCUCAAUACGAAGGAGAAUACAAAUGGGGGGACGUCUGCGGAAAAGAGCGGAAACCCGCCGGCGCAGAUAUUGACGGGGAAACAGGAGCAUUCUCGACCGGAGAUUACGGUUUGGCUAAUUCGGUUCAAAUGGCUCUUAGAUCUCAAACGGGAGUUAGUCGGCGCUCAGGUUUCGAGCGAGAUCGUUGAGCUCAAUUCUCCAACUGCGUUACGACGAUUUGGCGCCCCAUUCAAGUCGGACUUUGGAGAAAUAGCGCCUGUCGACUCAGAAUUGCCAAUUCUACGUUAUAUAUUCGUUAACCAUAUCCGGAAUUUUCCAUUUCUAGAUAAGGCACAUGAGAAGGAGUUUUGGCAAGAUCGUCUCCAGGUGUUUCUUGAGUCUUUUGCUAAUAAGAAUAUUUCGUCGAGUGAAGAUCGACAUGAAGAAACUAAGAGGCGGAAGCUCGCAAAGAAAUGCGAAAAAGUGGUCGAGCUAAUGAUGGUUUCUGGGAUACCAACCUCCUCUGGAUAUGAGGAGAGAAUACGCUUCUCAGAAAUGGAGGUUGUUGACCGAGGGGCAAAUGAACAGGGGCUACUUGUCAACAUGCCUGAAGGAAAUGUUAUCAAUGGCUGGGAUGUUAACAUCGCAUCAGUCAGAACAACCUCCGUAAGGCGAACCUUGAGAUAUCACCAGCAUGCGGAAUUCUUAAUCCGUGUCCGGCAACAAGAUGGCCCUAGCAUCUACAUUGGCCGUCGCUUCGGUGAUUUUGCGAGAUUGCACAAAAAACUACGAACUGAGUUGCCCGGGAAAAUCAUACCUCCUCUUCCCAGAAAAAAUAAAACCUCGGUAUCAUCGUCAUUCAUUGGUUCAAAUCCGGACGACGAUGCUUCGUCCACAUCGUCUGUCAAUACCCUAGAGACAACUGAAGGCCAAUCUACGCGAAACCUCAUUGUUCCGGGAACCCUCAAACAUAAAACUUCCAUGUCCUCACUCAAAUCUAUAGGCUCGCAGUCGCCUAGAGCAUCGGGAGAGCUACAGGGUGAAACUGUCACACUAUACAGAGAGGAGCAACGUGUAUCUCUUCGCGCAUUUUUGAGACUGAUUCUACAAAAUCAUAGAAUAGCCUCCUCCAAUGCGGUAAAGGAAUUCCUAACGGAUAAACCGAUCACUUUAAAUGAAGAGGAAGAGGUAGAUGUCGCAAGAAGAAAAGAACUUGAUGCCAAGCGCAUUGAAGAGCAAAGACGCUUUUACGAGAUUGCACGAAAACGGGCGCGUGAAUUAGAUGUUUAUAUGGAGCAAUUCAGACAAGAUAUUGUGGAAAGAAAUGGCCUCACAAAACUAUUUCAGGAGAUUAGAGACAAGGACUCUGUAGAAGCGUUGAGUCCACAAUAUCAAAAGUUUGCAGAAUGGCUGCGUAUCGAGUAUGUAUACCCUGCCUUCGCUUUUGUAACCGCCGGUUUCAUGUUUCUGACUAUAACAAUCUACAACAGGGUUGCGGCUACACUAUACCAUAUCUUUUUAGCUGAGGAUAAUUCUCCGGAAUUAUUCGCUCAGGCCAAACGGAUACACUCUUUGAUCCCGUAUUCGAUUUUAAAGAAUGUCAUCCGCAUUGCUAACCCUGCUGCCGUGAUGGCCGGAGUUCUGGACCUUUUCCUUGCUCAACCGUUUGGAGCUCGAUCUCUUUUACAGCGAAUAUUCGCCAUGGCGAUUCAAGACGGCGUGAAAGCUUUUCAAAAGUCAGUCGAUAGCUUAGCAGCAAGAAUCGAUGACAACAUUCUAGUAGAUAAGCUUCGAGCAUUUACGGAAGCCGAUGAACAGGUGAAGAAUGAGCUCCGUGCAGAGGCAGAAGCAGAAAGUGUUGAUAUAGUUGUGGUGAUCUUGCGGUCAGAACACUUCGAGCCGGAAUUGACUGUACGGCAGAUCGAGAAAGUGUUCAAUUCUUAUGUCGCUUGGGUGAGCGCAGUUGAAAGUAUUAAUGAUCCUGAGAUACAGCAAGGUGCCCAGUGGUUUUCAUAUCUAAAGCAGCUUUUGAAAGUGCUCACGCGGCAAAGAGAUAAGAUGAUGAUGCUUAGUAUUAUUGAAGAGCAGCCUGUGACCCUACAACUUUUCCGUGAUCUAUUCACCAUCUUCUACGAGCCUCUGGUCCGUGUUUACAAAUCUGCCAACGUCUACAAUAGCAUCACAGACUUUGCAGAAUUUGCAAAUGAUGCUAUUGCUGUCAUUGAGCGAGCUCAAAGACAAGAUGUUUCUGCCGACCCGAACCAAACUGUCCAGUCAUUUAUCGACCUCUGCACCCGCCAUCAGCAUAGUUUUUAUAAAUUCGUCCAUGAAGUUCAUAUUCAUGAUAAUGGGCUGUUCGCAUCGCUAAUGACGUGGUUGGAAGAUAUUCUCAAGUUCCUUCGCGAGGGGCCAGAAAGUGGAGGCACUCUUGACAUGAAUGCACUCUUCCAAGGAGCUGUUUCUGCUGGCCAGAUUGACAAGGAUAUCGCGAUUGCCGAGAUUGACGCCCUAAUUAAAUGGCAUUCGGACAGAAAGAAAUGGCACCAGGAUAAAACCCGGCAGAAGAUGGCGGCUGAAGGUGUUAACGAGCAGAUUCCGGGUGCUUCUACGUUUAAAAGCAGUGACUUUGGGCUCCAUGAGGGUGACUUGGAAGACCUGGUGAUUGAAGAUGAUAUUUCAGACCCAUCAGAUGAAAACUCUGAGGAUGAUGAUAUGGACCCUAUAGAAUUUGAACGCAAACGCCGUGCCAGGCACCAGGACCGGCUCCGUCGUUCUGCAGGGGAACCAGUGAAACCUAAGAUAUCGGAGAUAUUGAAGCUACGUGACUCCUUUGGAUCGAUGUUGAGGAUGGUCCUCGCAUGA
Molecule: messenger RNA, 2847 nt
Organism: Trichophyton verrucosum HKI 0517
Lineage: Eukaryota; Fungi; Ascomycota; Eurotiomycetes; Onygenales; Arthrodermataceae
Exons: 8
Coding region: 1-2847 (948 amino acids)
Molecular function (GO): phosphatidylinositol binding
Source: RefSeq, a predicted model, not a curated record